Messenger RNA from Loxodonta africana (African savanna elephant), 2966 nucleotides. RefSeq names its product PBX/knotted 1 homeobox 2 (gene PKNOX2). The transcript is spliced from 13 exons. Lineage: Eukaryota; Metazoa; Chordata; Mammalia; Proboscidea; Elephantidae. Gene Ontology annotation, molecular function: RNA polymerase II cis-regulatory region sequence-specific DNA binding. Gene Ontology annotation, biological process: regulation of transcription by RNA polymerase II. The coding region runs from base 265 to 1683 and encodes 472 amino acids. The record is from RefSeq and is a predicted model, not a curated record.
CCGAGCAGUGCUGGGAAGUAUAGGCUGUGUUGUCACGCCGGUGUCAGUCUGAUGAAGAUUGGCAUCAGGUGAAGUCUGGAGCAGGACUCUGGGGUUCUCUGUCCUCCGUGCUGCUCACCAGAAAAGGGACUGUGAAUUGAACUUGGGCUCUGGCUGACUGGUUUUCUGGCCCAGCUGGGAGUGAGAAGAAGGGAGGAAGUCUCCCGAGGACUGUCUCAGAGGCUGCCAGGAUCACCUAAACAAUCCUCCAUGUGAAUCAACCCCAUGAUGCAACAUGCCUCCCCAGCCCCAGCUCUGACGAUGAUGGCCACGCAGAAUGUCCCUCCCCCACCCUACCAGGACGGCCCGCAGAUGACAGCAACUGCCCAGCCACCCUCCAAGGCCCAGGCUGUCCACAUCUCAGCACCCUCUGCUGCUGCCAGCACACCUGUGCCCAGUGCCCCCAUUGACCCCCAGGCACAGCUGGAGGCUGACAAGCGAGCUGUGUACAGGCACCCUCUUUUCCCGCUCCUGACGCUGCUGUUUGAGAAAUGUGAACAGGCCACCCAGGGCUCUGAAUGCAUCACCUCCGCCAGCUUUGAUGUGGACAUCGAGAACUUUGUCCAUCAGCAGGAGCAGGAGCACAAACCCUUCUUCAGCGAUGACCCAGAACUGGACAAUCUGAUGGUGAAAGCAAUCCAGGUGCUGAGAAUCCACCUGCUGGAGUUGGAGAAAGUCAAUGAACUCUGCAAGGACUUUUGUAACCGUUACAUCACCUGCCUCAAAACCAAGAUGCACAGUGAUAACCUGCUCAGGAAUGACCUCGGGGGGCCCUACUCCCCCAACCAGCCCUCCAUAAACCUGCACUCACAGGACCUCCUGCAGAAUUCUCCCAAUUCCAUGUCUGGAGUCUCCAAUAACCCCCAGGGGAUUGUGGUCCCAGCCUCAGCGCUUCAGCAAGGCAACAUCGCCAUGACAACUGUCAACUCACAAGUUGUGUCAGGUGGAGCCUUAUACCAGCCGGUUACCAUGGUAACCUCCCAGGGUCAGGUGGUCACACAAGCAAUCCCCCAGGGAGCCAUCCAGAUCCAGAACACACAGGUUAACCUUGACCUCACCUCCCUCCUGGACAAUGAGGAUAAGAAGUCCAAGAACAAAAGAGGAGUCUUGCCCAAGCAUGCCACCAAUAUAAUGCGUUCUUGGCUCUUCCAACAUCUCAUGCACCCCUACCCCACGGAGGAUGAGAAGAGGCAGAUCGCAGCCCAGACAAACCUCACCCUCCUUCAAGUAAAUAACUGGUUCAUCAACGCCCGGAGACGCAUCCUGCAACCCAUGCUUGAUGCCAGCAACCCAGACCCUGCCCCCAAAGCCAAGAAGAUCAAGUCGCAGCACCGACCCACCCAAAGAUUCUGGCCCAACUCCAUUGCUGCGGGGGUGCUGCAGCAGCAGGGUGGGGCCCCAGGAACGAACCCCGAUGGCUCCAUCAACUUGGACAACCUACAGUCCCUGUCCUCUGACAAUGCCACCAUGGCCAUGCAGCAGGCUAUGAUGGCUGCACACGAUGACUCAUUGGAUGGGACGGAAGAAGAGGAUGAAGAUGAGAUGGAAGAGGAGGAGGAGGAAGAACUGGAAGAGGAGGCAGAUGAGCUGCAGACGACGAAUGUCAGCGACCUGGGCUUGGAACACAGUGACUCCCUGGAGUAGUCAGGCAGCCCAGAUGGCACCGAUCACCGAGCAGGAGAGGAGUGUCGUCAGAAGGGCUUCAGGGUGGGGGGAGGGGGACAUGGGCAGGCAGCACUGGAGGAAGUUGGGCCCUAGCCUCCCACAAUCAGCAGCUUGAAGAAAUGCAGAGGAGACAUCCUGCUCCUUCCCAACCACCAAGCUUCAAUGAGAACCCCAACCCUACUUCCCUAGAACUGCCAAGGACUUCAUUUGGCAGGGCCAGUCAAGCAGUAUGGAAAGACAGGAAUGAGAUCUGGACUCACCCAAUCCCUGAUGAUAAAGGGCACCCACAGGCACCCCCACUGAAGGACUUGACUUGUUUACAAGCCCUGCACUGUAAGGCGGAUUGGUGCUGUUUGCAGAGUAAGCCUUUGCUGGAGACAGAACUAGGAAGAAAGGGGGAGACAAAAGGACCUGGGUUCCACCCCCAGAAGAUUUUCAGCUCCUUUGAGAGACAUUCGAGGGCUGAAGGGAGCCUAAAAGCAUAAUCAAUGGCUGGAGGAGGGGGAUGGGCUGAAGGCAUCACAUCUUGGAGGUCAGAGUGGGACCUGGAUUCCACAGGCUCCAGCUGAUUCCUCCAAGACCCCUGUUUCUGGGUACUGACAACCAUGGACAUGGCAGAGAGAGAUGGGAACCAACAGAACCUCCUUCUCUCUCUCCUGGAAACAGACUGCAAGCUGGUGAGCUCAGACUGUAGGAAGCUAAGAGAAGUCCCUUUAUUUGGGUUGGUUCCAGGGCCCCAGGAGAUGGCAGAACCUGGGUUGGUAGCCAUAUGAAGGCAGCCCUAGACAUUCACAGAACUCACCUCAUGUAACAACAGGACAAUGGUGUCUUACCCAGGGUGUCCCAGCCCUCAGUUGUGCUCCUCAGCUGCCCAGCCCUCCGCUGAUCUUCAGAGAGGGUGAAGCCAGGUUAGCUUGGAGUCUUUCCACCCCUGAGGUCCACCAUGGCCGUCCCUCUGCUCCCAAGCUGAUUCCAUAAGCCUGCAGCCUCCCUUCUUUAUUCUCUCCUUCAGAGAAGGCAGAAGAAACAUUGGAAAGAUUUAUCCAGACCAAUGUGAAGCCAGGGGUUGUAGAAGGUGCUACAUCCCUCUUCCAAUCAUAUCCCAAAUGUGGGGGAGGGCCCAGAGCAAUGCACCCAGGAGCCUGUGGUGGAGCCAACAGCCCACCCCGCCUCGCUGUUCUACGCACCACCAUUGCACACUCUACUGGAGGAACUGGGGCUCCCACCAGGAGGAGGCUUUCCAUCCAUCUGCCCUAACACGU